This is a messenger RNA of Strongylus vulgaris, 237 nucleotides long. Lineage: Eukaryota; Metazoa; Nematoda; Chromadorea; Rhabditida; Strongylidae. The record is from the annotation of a GenBank genome assembly.
AUGUGCGAAUGGGGUGGAGUGAGUGACAACGAGCGAAAAGGUGAGCAGCAGCAGCAGCAGCUCAAUGAGCUCUUCACUCUUCUUCCUACUCCACUUAUUGCAGAGCUAAAGUUAUCCCAAAAUGAAUAGUGCUGCCCUAAUGAGGAGGGAGGGGAGAGAGCACAGCUGGUUGGUCCUACGACCCAAAAUCCUCAUCCAGAUAGUGCUUAUCUGGUUGCCCUGACGAAUUUUCUUUAG